UGGCAAACUGCUCCCAACUUUGAUUGGUCGGAUCGACUAUUCAUGAUCUACUCACUGCCAACAUUUUGAAAUGGAGCAAAUCAUUUUUUCGCGAACUUCUGAAGUGUUUAUCCCGCAUCGACAAAAUGCAGCAAACCCGAAAAGACAGGAUCUAAGGUAGAAUUCGGAUUCGGAUUCUAAUAGAAUUUCUUUGAUUGGAGCCUGCAUUCCCGACUGUCCCAUUACGCUUUCCCAUCUCCUGUCGGUGUCUUGAGGCAAACCAUGAGCGAGCAAUGUCCCCUGCACCAAAGCCUUCUCUGUCUCUCUUGUCCUCAAACUCUCUCAGAUUCCUCCAUUGCUAUUCCUCCUUCUUCUCCUCUUCGCGACCCUCCGCCUCGUUCCACCGUCCCGCUGACCGUGCCGAAGGUCUCGAACCUGGCCCAAGACAGGCGGCCACCGCCGCACCCUACCAGGCCCACGACAUCCACCACUCCCGCGCCGCCCUGCCCGGCUACCACCCCGGCCCUCCCGACCUCGCGGGCGUCAUCCAUGCGCUCUGUGACGACCGCCGCUUCCCCGAGGCCCACCACCGGUUCCUGCGCUCCAUCACCAGCACCCCCUGGUGCAUCCCCGACUCGCGCACCUGCAACAUCCUCCUUGCGCGCCUCCUCGACUCGCGCGACCCCUACCGCACGCUCGAGGCCGUGAACUGUCUCUGCAGAGUCAAGCCCGAGUACGUGCCUUCUUUGACCAACUAUAACCGUCUGAUCGAUCAGCUUUGCGCCUUGUCCAGACCCGAUGACGCGCGCAGGUUGUUUCUCGACAUGGUGAGCAGAGGGCAUGUCCCGAGUCCAGUUUCUUACACUACUCUCAUCCACGGGUACUGUAAAGUUGGGAACUUGGGCGCUGCUCAGCAGCUGUUUGGCGAAAUGCCUGAACGAGGGGUAUCCCCCAAUUCUUUGACUUACAGUGUUCUUGUCUCGGGUUUUCUCCACAAGCGCAAUCUGGAACAGGGAAUGGAAGGCAUUCACAGACUCUGGGAUGUAAUGAAGCACAAGGUAGAGGACUCAGCAGUAAAAAGCGCGGCUUUUUCAAAUCUUAUAGAGUCUCUGUGCCGAGAAGGAUAUCUGAAUCAGUUGUUCGAGAUAGCAGAGGAGAUGCCUCAGGGGCAGUGUGUGCCCGAGGGGUUUGCAUACGGGCAGAUGAUAGAUUCUCUGUGUAAGGUUGGGAAGCACCACGGUGCUUCGAGGAUUGUUUACAUGAUGAGGAACAGAGGGUUCACCCCAAGCCUAGUUUCGUAUAAUUCCAUUGUCCAUGGACUUUGCAAGGAUGGAGGAGGGAUGAGGGCUUUCCAGUUGCUAGAAGAAGGAAUUGGAUUUGGGUACGUGCCCUCGGAGUACACAUACAAGGUUCUCAUCGAAGCUCUUUGUCGGGAACCAGACCUUCCCAAGGCUCAAAAGGUGUUCCAAAUUAUGUUGGAGCAAGAGGGAAUGAACAGAACACGAAUCUGCAACAUCUUCUUGAGAGCCCUCUGUCUUGUCAACAACGCGGCCGAGCUCUUGAACGUGCUCAUGUUCAUGCUCGAGAAUGAUUACAAACCUGAUGUUAUAACCCUCAACACGGUGAUCAAUGGGUUCUGCAAGAUGGGGAGGAUGGAGGAGGCCUUGAAGGUUCUGAAGGAUAUGAUGGCUGGCAAAUUCUGCUCUCCAGAUGCUGUCACGUUCACUGCAGUUAUCUGUGGGUUGUUGGACGUCGGAAGAGUCACGGAGGCCCUACAAUUACUGAAUCAGGCCUUUAAUGAGGAGGACUCAAGGCCUGGUGUCGUGACUUACAAUGCUGUUCUUCGUGGGUUAUUCAAGCUCCGCAGAGCAGAGGAAGCACAGGAGAUAAUUCAUAGCAUGGGACGGCUUGGCGUCAAACCAGAUUGCAGAACCUAUGCCAUAGUAAUUGACGGGCUAUGUGACUGCGGAUAUUUAGAUGACACUAAGAAGUUGUGGGAUGAAGUCAUUUGGCCCUCUGGAGUUCACGAUGAUUAUGUUUACGCUGCUUUGCUGAAUGGUAUCUGCAGGUCAGGCAACUUAAAUGAGGCCUGGCAUUUUCUGUACGAGCUCGUGGACUGCGGGGUGGUUCCUAAUGUUGUUUGCUAUAACAUUUUGAUUGAUAAGGCCUGCAAGUUGGGGUUGAAGAGGGAAGCAUAUCAGAUUGUCGGCGAGAUGAAGAAGAACGGGCUGGUUCCUGAUGCCGUGACGUGGAGGAUUCUCGACAAGUUGCAUUGCGAGACAGAGAAGUAGCUAGUCCUACUCCGAGGAUUUCUAAUAUCGUAACUAAACAUCCAAAUCGAUUCCAUAAAAGAACCCGGCUCCCGCAUCCCCAUCAUGGCUACACCCGCUCAGACAUCGCUGGAGCACUUGAGCAGUUAUUCAAACGAUACAGCACUAAUGCUGAUAGCUGUCCAUGUCGGAGCUUUCAGAGCUCCUCUCGCCCAUCUGCUCCGAGUCCUGCCCCGACGUUCUUGACACUAUGAGGGGGAGAUGGACUCCGACGUGGACAGAUACGUUAGCCUAUCUGAGUCCAUUGCCUUCUGCCACUCCACAACCUCCGAUGCUGAGCUCAUCAACGCCUUUUGCCAUUGUGAUCUGGAUGGAAUUUACAGGACGGGGCUGAUCUCUCUGCUAAGGAGCUUCUCCAGAUCAUUAGCCACAUGGACAAGAGGAGCUCAUUUUAGAUGAAUGCGUCGCAUCAGGCUGCUGCAAUCAGUGGACUGCCAUGGCACUGGGUAGGUGAAUUUGAUGAGUUGAGGAGCUCGAUCACUGCUAUAAGUGGGGCUAAAAUCCCAUCUCCGUGAGCACGAAAGAGGAAGACGCCGAUGACCGCCGUUUAUAAUGAGUGAAUAAUCCUCCGAAAGAGGAAGUGAUGUUGCUUGAUUUAAUUAUAUAUAUUGUUUACAUAGGAUCAUCUUGUAAAGAAGAAAAGAGCCAAAGUCGUUUGUGAACCCUGUGUAUGUUUUCUGGUUAUAUCUUGUGUCAUUUUAAUGUAGCUAGUUAGGCCACAUGGGCUGUAUACGUAAGAGGCGUUUACUAGAUAGUGUACCGGUGUAAGAUAAGUAUCCAAAGCCGGGAGACGUGAUAAAAUUAUAUCUCGAGUUACAA
Molecule: messenger RNA, 3128 nt
Organism: Punica granatum (pomegranate)
Lineage: Eukaryota; Viridiplantae; Streptophyta; Magnoliopsida; Myrtales; Lythraceae
Source: RefSeq, a predicted model, not a curated record